AUGGCUGAUGAGCAUGAUCAUGAUCAAAGUACUGUCGCCGAGGUCCCGGAUCUGCCUCAGGGGUGGAUGUACAGACAUCGACGGAUAUUUGGUCUCAAUAUCCCGUGGUAUGCAUCGCCAAGAGUUCAGUUGGUAAUGGUCGCAUUCGUGUGUUUUAUGUGCCCGGGUAUGUUUAAUGCGCUCGGUGGAAUGGGUGGUGGUGGAAAGACAGAUGCGACUUUGGCGGAUAACAUGAACACCGCUCUUUAUAGUACCUUUGCAGUCUUCGGUAUCUUUGGUGGCACAUUCAUCAACAGGCUCGGAGUUAAAUGGACCCUCGCAUUUGGAGGUACCGGAUACUGCCUCUACGCAAUUAGUCUGCUAGUCUCCCUCUACCACAAUGUGGAGGGAUUCAACAUUUUCGCCGGUGCCUGGCUCGGUAUCUGUGCUGGUCUUCUCUGGACCGCACAGGGAACCAUCAUGAUUUCCUACCCAACGGAGGAAAAAAAGGGAACAUACUUCGCCUGGUUCUGGGGCAUCUUCAACAUGGGCGCCGUGAUUGGUAGCUUGAUCCCCCUCGGCCAAAAUAUGAACGUCAAAACAAACUCCACCGUGUCCCCAGGAACCUACAUCGGCUUCAUUGUCCUCAUGUUUAUCGGCGCUCUCCUAGCCCUCUGCCUCUGUAACGCAAACGACAUCGUCCGCCCAGACGGCACCCGCGUCAUUCUGAUGAAGAACCCAAGCUGGCAAUCCGAGCUAAUCGGACUCUGGGAAACCCUUCGCUUCGAGCCCUUCGUCAUCCUCUUAUUCCCCAUGUUCUUCUCCUCCAAUUGGUUCUACGUCUACCAACAGAACGGCAUGAACAGCGCACAUUUCGAUACGCGCACAAAGGCACUGAACAAUCUCCUCUACUACCUUGCUCAAAUCAUCGCUGCCGCUAUUUGGGGUGUGCUCCUCGAUAGCCAGCGUGUGAAGCGGUCGCUUCGCGCAAAGCUAACUUGGGCGGUGCUUUUCGUGUUGACCAUGGUGAUCUGGGGUGGUGGGUAUGCCUAUGAGAAGACCUAUACCAGAGAGUCUGUGAAUACGAAGCUGAACCCCGACUUUACACCAACGGAUUGGACGACGCACGGAUAUGUCGGUCCCAUGUUCUUGUAUAUCUUUUACGGGUUUUAUGAUGCAGCUUGGCAGGCCAGUCUCUACUGGCUCAUGGGUGCGCUUUCGAACUCUGGUCGCCGUUCGGCGAACUAUGUUGGAUUCUACAAGGGCAUUCAGUCCGUCGGCGCUGCGGUCGUUAACAAUCUCGAUUCGCGCAAGCUUUCCUACAAGAAGGAAUUCAUCAGUAACUGGGUCCUUCUCUCUGCGUCGCUCGUUGUCGCUGCUCCUGUUAUCUUCUUGAAGAUUCGGGAUCAUGUUGAUGUGGAGGAGGACCUCGCUGGUACUGACGAGACUCUUGCGGAUGUUUUGCCCGCGGAUCAUCCCGAAAAAGUCGGGGCUUGA
Messenger RNA from Penicillium odoratum, 1476 nucleotides. RefSeq names its product DUF895 domain membrane protein. Gene Ontology annotation, molecular function: transmembrane transporter activity. Bases 1 to 1476 code for a protein of 491 amino acids. Gene Ontology annotation, biological process: transmembrane transport. Lineage: Eukaryota; Fungi; Ascomycota; Eurotiomycetes; Eurotiales; Aspergillaceae. The transcript is spliced from 4 exons. The record is from RefSeq and is a predicted model, not a curated record.